CUUUCCUUCCCCUCUCCAUAGGGAUUUAAUUUAUAUCAUUAAUUUUAUGCAUAAAUAUUUGGGUACUGUAACCUAUUUAAUAUAUUAAGUUGUGAUAAAUAAUUUCAGUGUAGUAUUUGUUACAGUAUUGUUAAAAUAUGUGUAUACAAAGCAGUGGGUCAUUUUUUUCUUUACUCUCCUUGAAAUGAAAACUAGCCUUAGCAUGAGCUAAUGUGGGGGGUAAGUGUUUUCAAAAUGAUUUUGCUUUGCUUCUGUAACUUCGAAUUAAUGAGAUUCUACUAUGCUGAUAUUUUACAUAAAUUGAUAUAUAUAUUUUUAAAAUUUUAGCUUCUUCAUAUGGAUAUCAAACAUCAGAUGGAAGAAGUCAGCUUGCAGUAUUUUCUGGUGUAUCAAGAAUGCCAAAAACAAAAACAGUUUCUGUUCCUCGUUUUGUUUGUCAUUUUUGUCCUAAAGGAUUUAAUCACAAAACACAUCUGAAGAAUCACAUUCGUGUUCAUACUGGAGAAAAACCAUUUAAAUGUGAAAUCUGUUUCCGUUGUUUCAAACGGAAUGAAUCCUUGAAGUAUCAUAAGCUUACUUCACAUGAGGCAUAUUUUAAGAGUAACUUUGAUUGCUAUUAUUUUGAGAUUUUCCCUUACCUUUUGGCAUAUGUUCCAGGAAGAAGUGCUGGAUAUUCCAGAAGACUGAUUGGUUUAUAUCCUGAAGUUGACUUAUCAAGAAAUCAACUUGAAACUGCUUCAGCAUUGAAGCGGCUUAUUUGCAAAUUCUGCUCAAAAAGAUGUAACCAGAAAAUUGAUCUAGAACGCCAUCUUCGAUCACAUACUGGGGAAAAGCCAUUUAAAUGCUCAAGUUGUUCCCGAUGUUUUUCACGUAAUGAAUCUUUAAAGUAUCAUGUGAUGAGGUAUCAUGUAGCAGGUGUCCGCAAGUCAUUACCAUAGAACUUUUUUUCUGUACUUUAUUUUCUGUUUGUAAUUCUUAUAUAAACUUAGGUGUGAAAACACUGGGACUGAUCAGAUGGUGGCUUAUAUGCCACCAGCAAUAAUCUUGGGCAUUAACCUAAUUUCAUGCUGUGUUCACAUUUAAGAUCUAUGGACACCUAUUUUCAUGUGCCAUGGUGUUUGUUUAGAAUUCUCAAGUUCACACUGUACAUUUGCUAUUGUUAUCUUUGAAUACCUACCUAAGAGCAUUCCCUGCCCCCAAUCCUUCUGGCCUUUCACUCUCCGUAGGUUAUAAUUUAAACACAUAAAAUGAAGCUAUCAAACAUACACUAAAGCACAGUUGUUACUACGCUGUUGGCCAUCCAGAAUGCAGCACCAUGGAGAACGAGUGAUAUGAAAGUCAUAUUCUCUGGAUAAAUAAUGUAAGAUUCACCGGUGAAUUGAUUAAAAUUACAGCCUCAUUCAUCUUUUUGCAUAUAAAAGAAAUUAGUAUUUACUUCAGGAAUGAGCUGGCAGUAACUGUUGUAACAUACCUCAGCAUCGAAAGAAAGAUGCAGGGGAUGUAUUUUGGUUGGGCUGCUCAUUGAUCAUAUUCCAUGGACAACAUAUUAAGAGAAAGGGUAAGCCAAGGCAACUCUACAAACUUGUGGGAACUAAAUAGUGGAAUCUUGCAUGCCAUGUGCAAUUGCAUAUAUUGUCCUGCUGAAACUUGGACAUAGGCAGGUCUUAAAGAUCAGACAAGGUCAGCAGGCUCAACUUCAGAAGUGUAGCAGUAAAUAUUGAAUGUACAAGUAAUACAUAUAAUAUGUAUUGCAUAGGUACUGAAUAAAAUUGAAUGCACUCCAAACAGUAACUUCAGCUGGCAGAAUGGUAUGAUGAUGCAUAAUUCAGGACUCAAGAUGUUUGUCUCCAGGUACUGUCAGGUUUAGAGACUUAUGGUGUUUUAGGUAGAAUCAAGAUUGUUCUGAAAAAACAUUAUUGGUUCAUUUAAAUGUCUGUGUCCUGGAUUCAAUGCACCAUUGUAGCUGUAUUUGCCAAUGAUCUAGAGCAGCGAUUGUUAACUGGUAUGCGUACCACAGGUGGUUACACAAUAAAAAAAUAAGUUGUAUGCAAAAAGAAGCAAAGUAUUUUAAAUAUUAAAUUAAUAAAUUAAGUAUCCCCAACAUCCUAUUUUUUCUCUAACACUCGUAAAUGUAUGCGAUUUGAGCUUUCUUCAAGGUCAACAGCCUCUCAUAGACUUUAAACAAAAUAAUUUGUUUUUCUUUUCACAAAUAUUCUUUUAGCUGUAGAGAUAUCAAACUUUGUCAUAAGUGAUGUUUGAAAAGGAGUAAUAGAAAUGGAUGUUGUAUUUAAUCAGAAAUGAAAAAAAGUUCCGGUAAAAAUAUAAUAGCAUCUCAUUGAUUCUUUUAGUGUGGAUCGAUUUACUAGUAUGUCUACACUUUAUGUUGCCAUCAUUUCUGGGCUCAUAUUGCUCUAUUUUCAAUUAGAAUCUUUUUUUUUUUACGUUGCUUUGCGAUCUCUUUACAGCAGGUAUUUUGUCGUUUUGUUGCUUUGUAUUCCUUAUUUUCCUACGCAAUUUGAUAGUAUCGUCAUUUGUUUUUGAAGAGCUCAUAAUAUAUUGUGCAUUUAAACAUUUGUGAAAAAAUUAAAAAACAAACCUAGAUUUUCAAAAUGAAAAAAUGGCUAGGAUUGACUAAGCGGAAAAGUGAGGAUUCACAGGUGA
Stegodyphus dumicola is the source of this 2661-nucleotide messenger RNA. RefSeq names its product oocyte zinc finger protein XlCOF20-like. NCBI's taxonomy places the organism in Eukaryota, Metazoa, Arthropoda, Arachnida, Araneae, Eresidae. The record is from RefSeq and is a predicted model, not a curated record.